GCUCGUGUUUCACUGGAAGGUGCUGUACGGUAACACGCUCCGCGCGGCGAUAAUCGCGCAGGCAAGCAGCGGCGCGAAUAAGGGGUGGGUCGCGAUCGGGUGGACCAAGAGCGCGGGGAAGAUGUACCCCGCGGAUGCCGUCGUCGGGAAUCUGGGCAGCAAGCCGGCUAAAGUCGAGCCGUACGCGAUGACCAGCUACAGUGCUGUAGCGAAGUCGAGCGCUUUUACUGUAACGAGCGCAGUUGUAGCGCGGAAAUCGAGGUCUACAGUCAUCAGGUUCACUCGCAGCGGCACGUCGGGAUUAUCGCCGAUCAACUACAAGGGCAGCAACGACAUGGUCUGGGCCUACUCCGUUGACGGCUCCACCACGAUAGGUGGCCACGGUACCAACCG
Molecule: messenger RNA, 393 nt
Organism: Closterium sp. NIES-65
Lineage: Eukaryota; Viridiplantae; Streptophyta; Zygnematophyceae; Desmidiales; Closteriaceae
Source: the annotation of a GenBank genome assembly